CCCACCUUUACGUAGAAUUCUCAUGACCAGCACAGCGCGCUAACCAUUGGAAAAAUGUAAUUUUUGGGAUGAGGCAGUUCGCGGCAGCUCGGUUGUGUGCUGGAGUUGGUCGUCGUCAGUCUGCAUCUGGAUUUCAUCGUGAGUGGUAUUAAUUUUGUCCAACUUGCGCGACUCCGUGACUUGUAUUUAUUUAAUAUUCCCACUACAUCUUGUGUGGUUCUCUUUGUUUUAUAUUACUAUAUUUUGUGGUAAAGUUCUCCUCCUGAAUUAGAGCCAUGGCAUCCAAUCGUGCUACAAAAUCCGGAUUUGCCGCUGAGGCACAGAGAAAAAUCAACUCCAAGUACAGCGAGGAGCUGGCGGCGGAGAGUCUGGAGUGGAUUAAGGAGAUCACGGGUGAACCCAUAAGUACAUCUGGAGACAUGGAGAAUUUUUACGAAGUGCUCAAGGAUGGUGUUUUGCUGUGCAAACUCGUCAAUUGCAUCCAAUCGGGCUCCGUGAAGAAGAUCAAUGAAAGCAAGAUGGCAUUUAAGUGUAUGGAGAACAUUACAAGUUUCCUCGAAGUGGCCAAGAAUAUGGGAGUCCCUGCCCAGGAGACAUUCCAGAGCGUUGACCUGUGGGAGCGACAGAACCUCAACUCUGUGGUUAUUUGCCUCCAGAGCUUGGGAAGGAAGGCUCACAACUACGGUAAACCAUCAAUUGGACCCAAGGAGGCGGACAAGAAUGUUCGUAAUUUCUCCGAAGAGCAACUCAGGGCCGGUCAGAACAUCAUCUCGCUCCAGUAUGGAUCAAACAAGGGAGCCACACAGAGUGGCAUCAACUUCGGCAACACGAGGCACAUGUAGACAUAUAAAUGCCAUAGGAAUCCUGGCCAUUUAUUCCUCCUUCCUCCCUUCCAAUUCUUCAGCUGUUUAGCAGUUAACUGAAACUCCCGUUAGAGCCUUGAGAAACAUUCCGGAAAGUGUCUAUACAAUAUUAUAUAUUUUUGUAAGCGUCCAUUGACGACGUAUUGUUUUCUAUAGAGAAAGUGCAUUAAAAAAAAGCUUCCAGUUGUACUUGAUAUUUUUGAAAGAAAAAAAAUAGUUAAACUAUUUUUCUCGUGACAUAAUAGAGGAUAUAGAGAGAUGUUGAAAAAAAAAGGAAUAUUGUAUUUUUGAGAAAAAACUUAAUUCCUCAUCUUUAGACCCCGUCUUUUGGACUAAAUUAUCUCCAAAUUAUUGUAAAAUCCUUGUAAUUGUAAUAAAAAGUCUAUAUUGAAAGAAGAAACA
Lutzomyia longipalpis is the source of this 1265-nucleotide messenger RNA. It is a transcript of the gene Chd64, whose product is annotated as myophilin. The transcript has 3 exons. The record is from RefSeq and is a predicted model, not a curated record. NCBI's taxonomy places the organism in Eukaryota, Metazoa, Arthropoda, Insecta, Diptera, Psychodidae. Gene Ontology annotation, molecular function: protein binding. The coding region runs from base 276 to 842 and encodes 188 amino acids.